AUGCCCUGGCUGACCGCAGUUGUGGCAUCGCCUCUCGUCGCCCAUCCGUGCAUCGCCAACCUUCUCGCCACUCACCCCCUCCCCACUUGUCCCCUCUCGUCCCCUUCCCCCCACUUCCCCCUCGCUUCCCCUCCCAACCCUUCCACCCACUUUUGCACGGGGUCUUCAUUUCUCCCACCCAUUCACCUACCCUCUCCCCCUGCUAUUUCAUGCCCCAAUCUAUAUCCUUGCAUAUCCCGUCUCCACUUCCUCCCACUGCCAGACACCAGCAUUCCGUGCAUGAUAAACCGUAAACCCUUCAUUCCAUCUAUUUUUUUAGACUCCUCACGUUUCAAUUCCACUUCCAGUUGGAGUGUCUUCAACCGUUCUUAUCCCUUGAGCGCUGCUAUUCCUCGCAUCGUGCACCAGGCGGUGAUAGCGGAGAUCAACGCGGCCAUCGGAGCCAAGGGCGUGCUGAGCGAGGCGUGCAAGCAGCUGGUGCAUGACUAUGCUGUCAUCAUCAUUGACCUGCUGGAGCAGAAGGUGCGUGUGAGAAGGUGUAAGUUACGAGGGCAAGCAUCGGCCUCAAAGGCGUGCAAGCAGCUGGUGCACGACUAUGCCGUCAUCAUCAUUAACCUGCUGGAGAAGAAGAUGGAUCCAAAUCUUGUGUGCCAUGCCAUCGGCCUGUGUGACGACAUGGCUGCAACCACCGCUCACACCACCCCCACGCCCAGCAUGAGCCGCCGCCUGCUCGGGUGGCAGGAGGACCCAGUCAUCCAGAUGCCGGACCACGCUGACGUGGCAGAUGCCGCCGGUGACAAGGCGAGCAGCAGCAGCAACGGUGGGCGAGUGGGCGAUCCCAAGUGCUCGCUGUGCGAGGCCACGGUGAUAUGGGUGCAAAACCAGCUUGCGCGGAAUAAGACCCAUGCACAGAUUAUCAACCACCUCAACAAGGUGUGUUUCUUAGUCGACACGAUACCCUUCUCACAAUGA
Molecule: messenger RNA, 972 nt
Organism: Closterium sp. Naga37s-1
Lineage: Eukaryota; Viridiplantae; Streptophyta; Zygnematophyceae; Desmidiales; Closteriaceae
Source: the annotation of a GenBank genome assembly